This is a messenger RNA of Ilyonectria robusta, 387 nucleotides long. RefSeq names its product C2H2 type zinc finger domain-containing protein. The annotation marks the transcript as partial. The transcript has 2 exons. The record is from RefSeq and is a predicted model, not a curated record. Gene Ontology annotation, cellular component: nucleus. NCBI's taxonomy places the organism in Eukaryota, Fungi, Ascomycota, Sordariomycetes, Hypocreales, Nectriaceae. Gene Ontology annotation, biological process: regulation of transcription by RNA polymerase II.
AUCACCCGCCCCGUUACUGGCGCCUACGUUUGUAACUUCACUGGUUGCACAGCUCCGGCCUUUCAAACGCAAUACCUCCUCAAUUCCCAUGCCAAUGUGCAUUCAUCUGCCCGUCCACAUUACUGCCCUGUCCAAGGUUGCCAGCGGACCGAGGGUGGCAAGGGCUUCAAGCGCAAAAACGAAAUGAUCAGACAUGGCGUCGUUCAUGAUUCACCAGGAUACGUCUGCCCCUUCUGCACAGAUACGGAACACAAAUACCCACGCCCAGACAAUCUCCAAAGGCAUGUUCGCGUGUAUCAUGUCGACAAGGAUAAAGACGACCCAGAACUGCGAAAGGUGCUUGAAAAGAUGCCGGAGGGGUUUCAACCGGAUCGAAAGCAACGUCGA